UUCGCGUAUUUUCGCAGAUCUUCAAUAAGGCCGUCCUUUUUUCAACUGUACCCUGUUACACAAUGUUGUGUCGCGCGACGAUUGUUUUGUUGUGCCUGUCCUGCGUCAUCGCCUUCCCCGAAUCCGCCGCAGACGUCGAAGUCGAAGAACAGAAAACGGUGAAUUUCGCCAAACCCGGCAAGAAUGUCACUUCCCGUCGCGGGGAAAGCGUGGAAUUCAAUUGCGAAGUGAAUUCGGAAAACGGAGAACCGGUUCCGGCCGAAGACGAAAACGUCAUCUCCAUUUGGAUGCAAAACAACCUGGUUCAAUUCGCUGGCAGUCAGAAGAUCACCAAGAACCCGAGACUGACGAUCGAAGGCAGGAACUUGGUCGUCUCCGACAUUGAAUCCGAAGACGCCGGAAAGUACACGUGUCAAUUGUCGACGUGGAAUCAGCCCGUGAUUACGCAUUUUUUGAUCGUGCAAACGCCGCCGUCGGUGAAGCCCGAGAAGAACAAAAUAGUCGCCACUGCUGGGGAUGACGUCAUUCUCACGUGUUCCGCUGCAGGGAGUCCCAAGCCGACUAUUUCUUGGCAGUUGAAAGAUGAGCCCGUGUUGUCUGGUGAGACGAGACUGACUGGCGAGAAGUUGGUUUUGGAUCAGGUUUCGCAUCAGCAAGCAGGCCGUUACAUGUGCAUCGCCGACAACGGAGUCGGCGAACCAGCCAAGGCGUUCAUCGAUUUGGACAUCAUGUACAAACCCGUCAUCACUAUCGAGGAAGGCUGGAUUCAUUCCGGAGAAAAUAGCCAGGCCGAGUUGACGUGCAUCAUACACGGGCAACCGAAUCCCCAAGUGUCGUGGUUCCGCGACGGUGUCGAGUUGUCUGGCUCUGAUUCUGCGCAUUGGACCCAGAGCAAAAUUGACGGGAACGUGUACACGCUGGAGUUGAAGAACUUGAAGCGUGAGCAUUUUGGAACGUACGAAUGCAGAGCGUCCAACACGAUCGGAAGAAGCGAAGAAUACAUCGAACUUUCCGGCUUGGCCAAGAAGGCAGAAUUCACUUCCGAGCCUCGCGGAAAGGAAGAGACCACUUACAGAAAAUGUGUGUUGCUGGUUGGUUGGGAUGUGAAGCAGUAUGAACCCAUAGAUGAGCCCGUGUUGUCUGGUGAGACGAGACUGACUGGCGAGAAGUUGGUUUUGGAUCAGGUUUCGCAUCAGCAAGCAGGCCGUUACAUGUGCAUCGCCGACAACGGAGUCGGCGAACCAGCCAAGGCGUUCAUCGAUUUGGACAUCAUGUACAAACCCGUCAUCACUAUCGAGGAAGGCUGGAUUCAUUCCGGAGAAAAUAGCCAGGCCGAGUUGACGUGCAUCAUACACGGGCAACCGAAUCCUCAAGUGUCGUGGUUCCGUGACGGUGUCGAGUUGUCUGGCUCUGAUUCUGCGCAUUGGACCCAGAGCAAAAUUGACGGGAACGUGUACACGCUGGAGUUGAAGAACUUGAAGCGUCUCGUAAAACCUUGCAUGCUUACGUCUCGCACCAACACGAUCGGAAGAAGCGAAGAAUACAUCGAACUUUCCGGCUUGGCCAAGAAGGCAGAAUUCACUUCCGAGCCUCGCGGAAAGGAAGAGACCAUUUACAGAUUGAAAUGGACGGUGGAAAGCUAUUCCCCGAUUAAAGAAUACCUCAUCAAGUACCGGCAAGUGGAUUUCAACGACACGGAAGAAGAAAUGCCGCAAUGGGAAACAGUGACGGUUCCUGAGGAAACCGGCCUGGACGGUGAUAAGGCGAUGAAGCAUCACCAUUCCCACGAGUAUCUCAUCAAGAACCUCAGUCCUGCCACGAAUUAUGAAGUCACUCUCCAAGUUUCCAACUCUUUCGGCAGCAAUAAUCCAUCCACUUUCCGGCGAGACAAAUUUUUUGACGCAAAAGAUGGCCGCGUUGCCGCGGAGCUUCGCGUCGAGAGUCUGGCACUCUUCGGGCUUAGCUGUCGCACCGACAAGGUGUCGACUACUUGUGACGUCAGUGUCGACGUCACCGUCAUCGUCGCUGAAGGAAGUGUUCAGCAGUAUUCCACUGCAGGAUCACCCAGCAGCAGCAGCAAAAACGACAAUGACUCCGGAAAACGGAAGCGAUUGCUGUAUUCUCAGGCAUCUCAGGAGCACAAACCGGAAGUGAUGGAGCUGCUGUGCGAUUCCUUUGUGAAUAGAGAACCCAUUGGAUGCGGCGUUUGCAUAACCAAGACGGAUUUCCUGUCCUGGGCCCCACGGGUACUUGACGAACUCACUGCACAAGGAUUUUCAGCAGUGGCACAAGAUGCAGUCACGGGUCAAGUGGUGGGCUUUACCUUGAAUGAGGUUGAGACGCCCAACAGCAAGCAUGGCCUCGCCUACUCAACUCAAUGGUGCCAAAACGAGAAAAUGAAUGUGAUUUUCAAAUUUCUUGGAGACCUUGACGAUAAAGCCAAACCUUAUGAAUUUUUCAAGGUCGACAAGCUUUUCAGGUUCCAAAUGAUGGGUGUCCACGAAAAGUACGGCAACCUGGGCAUUGGCAGAAACCUCAAAGACUGGGCCAUAAGAACUGCCAUCAAAAGUAGCGAUUGCGAAGUCGGUGUUGUGGAGGCCACUGGGAGAUUCUCUCAAUCCAUCAACGCCUCCUACGGCUUUCAGGUUUUCGCCGAGAUUCCCUACGCGGAGUACAAAGGGGAGGAUGGGAAAUCAGUGUUUGAUUUGUCAAGAAUGAGCGGGCAUUUGAGUUGUAAAUUCAUGGCGAAAGAAUUGUUCUUUAAGGCUGAUAUGAGGGGUUCCAGCAGCAUGAGGACUUCGUCUCGUAAACCUCCUUUUUUGGUGAUCGGUCUUGUGCUUCUACUUGUUGUUGUGUGUUUCAAAUAUUGGAAUUUGAUGACGUUGAAUUUCGAUCUGCAAGAAAAAUUGCACGAGUUUGAAGAACGACUUUUGAAAAAUGAAAAGCAGUUGGACGGAAAUUCACUACAUCUCAGCAACAUGAAAUCGGAACUUGACACUUCACGGCGUCAGCUGACGGAAAAGAGCGACGAAAAUGCAGAUCUUACUCGGCGCAUUAAAGAUUUAACCGAAGAAUUGGAUGUGCAAAAGGCUGCGGUUGACGAUAAGACGAAGGAAAUCAGCAAAUGUCACAACGAUUUGAAGCUUGCGAAGAGUGAUUUAGAAUCUAAGCAAGCAGAAAUCAAUCGUUUGGAAAGUGAUGCUGAAAAGAAGGACUCGGUGCCAAAGGUGUCGGGUGACCCUCAAUCAGUGAAUAAUCCGGAUGUGCAAGAAAAAGUGCUGGAAGCCCCAAACGCCCAAGCACCCGAAAAACGCGAAAUCAACUCUUCCUCGACGACUCACGCACUUCAAAAGAAUAGUACGCUGCGUCCUCCCUUCGGCGAAGAUCAAAUGCUGGACAAGAUCGGAGACGAUGGACGAGAAGUUGGACUCGAUUUGAAGGAAGCAAUUCCGGAGAAGGCAGCUGUUGUGAAUGUUGAUCGGAGCGAUGCUGCGAAUGAAGAUGAGCAGAAUGACUAUGCUGGUGAUAAUCUGAAUCCGGUGAGAGGAAUUGGACAAGGACAAGAUGAAGCACUGGAUGCAGGGAAUCCGGAUGUUGACCCGCGGUUCGAUGGUUCGGAUGCUGGUGGUUCUCCUUAA
Notodromas monacha is the source of this 3638-nucleotide messenger RNA. NCBI's taxonomy places the organism in Eukaryota, Metazoa, Arthropoda, Ostracoda, Podocopida, Cyprididae. The record is from the annotation of a GenBank genome assembly.